Molecule: messenger RNA, 1641 nt
Organism: Chelonoidis abingdonii (Abingdon island giant tortoise)
Lineage: Eukaryota; Metazoa; Chordata; Testudines; Testudinidae
Source: RefSeq, a predicted model, not a curated record
AAUCUCAACUCCUCUCCUCCUCUAGGUCUGGAGGGGCACACUAGCCCGCCUUCGGUAUAAGAGGACAAGGGCUGCCCUCACAAUAAUUAAGUACUACCGCCGCUACAAGGUGAAGUCCUACAUCCGUGAGGUCACUCGGCGCUUCCAUAACGUCAGGUCCAUGAGGGAUUAUGGAAAGCAUGUGAAGUGGCCCACCCCUCCAAAAGUGCUGCGCCGUUUUGAAGAAGCACUGCAGGCAAUUUAUCAUAGGUGGAGAGCAAAUGUGCUCAUCAAGAGCAUCCCACCAGAAGAUCUGCCUCAGGUCAGAGCUAAGGUUGCUGCCAUGGAAUUGUUGAAGGGUCACCGAGCAGAUAUUGGGCUACAAAGAGCCUGGGAGGGUAACUAUAUUGCAUCGAAACCAGAUAAUCCUCAGACCACAGGCUCUUUCAUGCUUAUUGCCAAUGAGUUGAAGAGGAAAGACAAGUACAUGAAUGUGCUCUUCUCAUGUCACGUCCGCAAGGUAAAUCGCUUUAGUAAGGUGGAGGACCGAGCAAUUUUUAUCACUGAUCGACACCUUUAUAAAAUGGACCCUAUGAAGCAGUACAAGGUGAUGAAUACCAUCCCACUUUACAAUUUGAUGGGAUUGAGUGUCUCCAAUGGAAAGGACCAGCUUGUGGUCUUCCACACAAAGGAUAACAAAGACCUCAUUGUUUGCCUCUUCAACAGACAGCCAACUAACGAUAGCAGAAUUGGAGAGCUGGUUGGAGUCCUGGCAAACCACUUCAAGAGUGAGAAACGCCAUCUGCAAGUCAAUGUUACCAAUCCAGUCCAGUGCAGCAUGCAUGGUAGGAAAUGCACGGUCUUUGUGGAAACCAGGAUCAACCAGACACAGCCAGACUUCACCAAGAAUCGUUCAGGUUUCAUCCUGUGUGUGCCAGGAAAUUAGCAUCCCUCCACUAGAGCAGAGAACCCUGAAAGGAGACAGACCUGGGCUUAGGUUGCCCUCCCUGUGCCUUGAACUUUUCAAGGGAAUUAAUUUAGAAAUGCUCAGCUGUGACUUGCAGUCAUGCACCUAAAUAGAUCUCUAAAGCUAGAGGUUCAUCCAGCCCAAAUUCAAGAGAGAGAGUUUCUCUGCCACAUCCACCAGAGCUUAAAAUAUCCAAUCAGAUGUGCCCAGCUUGGCAGGCCUGGACUCAGGAAACUGCUUCUGAGCUAUUCAGCCGAGAGCAUUUACUUAUGGGCACUGCUACACCUGGCUUCCGCCCUUCCCCCAUGCUUCUAACCCUCUCCCAUGUUCCUCUCCGAGUUUAACUCCAUGUCUCAAUUUCACAGUAAUGUGCAGCCUCUGUUGGAGGGACCAAAGACUGGGCUCGGGAAAGGAGUCCAGCAGUAACAUGACUUGAAUUGGAAAGGCCAAAUCUUCCUUAAAAAGGGCUGGAUUCUCUUGAGGAAGGCACAGAACCCACACUCCUCCCAGCUCCUCUCUGUCAGAGCUCAUGUGACUGUUGCGGGUACCUGUAAGAAGUCUAUUGGCCUGUGAGGAGGGAGGGGCCGGAGGAGCUACACUAGCAGCAAGGGGGUGGAAUCAAAGAUGCGGAGGGCUUUAAGCUGCCAUAGCUGUUGUCUUUCCUAAGUGGUAAGUGCUUCCUAAACCCUCUGGAG